This is a messenger RNA of Rhizoctonia solani, 2043 nucleotides long. RefSeq names its product cytochrome P450 family protein. Lineage: Eukaryota; Fungi; Basidiomycota; Agaricomycetes; Cantharellales; Ceratobasidiaceae. The record is from RefSeq and is a predicted model, not a curated record. Bases 1 to 2043 code for a protein of 680 amino acids. The transcript is spliced from 13 exons.
AUGGCUAGCGAGUCUAGCCAUCAGAACCCACAGAGCCUAUUCUCUGGUACUCAACUACGGGAUCCUGGCCUAGAGACGCUCAUGCCACAACACACAAUAGACCCGACACCACCGGUGCAAGCGUCAGCUACCGGUCCACGUGACUCACAUCGUACCCCUGCACAGCCCGGCUACAUAUCAUAUGAAUUAUCUUCUGGCCAUGACUGCAAUACUGGACCAACUGGCCCCUCAUCUAAUCGAAACACCAACUUCGAAAUUCCGGCAACCGGUAAUCCCCGCGAUGUUUCCGCGCAAAGUGAUGGUGACACUGAGAUGCUUGACGCGAACUCCCACUUUGACGAGAACACAAAUGUAUUGGGUGCUGUCCCGAAUUUGUUUCGGCUCCUUGAUUUGGUAGACGAACAUGGCUCUGGAGGAAUCGUCGAGAAGGUCGUCAUCGAUCAGCAAUCCCUUCAUCGUCUUUUGAAUAUUAUACAACCAGGAUCGUAUGACUCGCUAUCUAUCAAGCCUACAGGAGUCUAUGGAAGCCAACCAGAAAUAGUUGAGUUUCUUCGGCAAGCUCGGCUUCUCGAUCAAAAUUCCGCAAAUAUUCUCUCCAGGAGCGAUACUCGAGAUGACUUGUCUUCAGGACUUGGGUCUGGCUUGUACCUCGUAUUAGACCCUGAACAUCACGACAAGGGACCCUCGAAAGCGACCUGCAUUAUAUACUGGCCUGAGGACACAACAUGGGAUGACCAAGCUGCGUCAUCAUCCGUACGACGGAAUCGAGUGACUUUUAUGCGCUAUUUAAAUAAAUUGGCGGAUCAAAUCAUAUGCCUAGUGUCGUCAUCUCAAGCGCGAGCUUUAGUUUGGGACACGAGUGCACACAAUAAGGAUCUUCCCGAGGACCAGCAAGAAAACGAUGACGACGCUCGCCUUUUCGAUUUUGAGGUAUCCAAGUCUCUCGAACAGGAGGAAGGCGCCGUUGGCAGUCCCGGUUUCACGGCCGCUGUAGAAUCAAGGAUUUUGCCGUCCACUAACGAUCGUCAAACUUCGCGGGUGCGACUCGUUCCAGGGGAGCAAAAGACUGCGCUUUUGGUAGUCAGGAACGAAAAGGAACAGCCCGAAGAAGAUCGCUUUGAUAGCAAUGUCAGCACUAUGAACCUCAAGAAGAUGGUCGAAUCGAAGGAAUGUCCCAUCCAGCUAGGAAGCAUCGAGGCUGCCGACCUUGAGGUCCUUGCUGCAAAUGGCUUGAGGAGUCAGCAUAAAAGGAUCUUCGCCAAGUACGAUCAAUGUCUACGAGAGUUGAAGGCGGAAAGAUUGAGAGCGGAGAACGCAGACAGGAGGCAUAUCGAUGAUCACAUAAACCGGGAUGGACCAAAGCUCAAAGCUGAGAUUCAGCACCUGGUGCGAUCAAGUUAUGAUGGUGUCUAUCCUUCACUUGCCUUAGGCUUCGACAUGUCUCAUGGACCUGAAGAAACUGGACAGAGAAUUCCAGUUCUCAAGGGGAAAUGGCCGUUUUUGAAAAAGUAUCUUGAAGAGAAUUCAAAGCUCUCUCGCCAUGAACAGGAGGACUUUAUCAAUGACUUACUCAACGGAGCUGUUGCUUCGGAAACGCACCCAAGGACAUCAACACAAACCCCGUCAAAAAGGUUCAGCAUGAACCCUGUAAAUUAUAUUCCAAAUCCUACAAGUUGGACUAUUGGUUGGAAUCCAAGUAACUGGAACUCUGGCGGCUGGGGGUCGAGCUGGGGGUCGGGAAACCGCAGCCAAGGGAAUCGUGAUGAUCCAUCCGUUGCUCCAAUGAAUAUAGAUCGAACUCGGGCUUUGCGAGGGCUUGAUUCAAUGACGCAAAAAUACCCAUCUCUCUCCGUAUUCAAACAGAAGGUACAAGAAAGGCUCGGGCACAACCUGGAGGCAUUGGAGAAAAAGGUUUUAGGCGAACGACUAGAUGGUAUUAUCUCGAUGGAACGGCAACGUCAAAGUCGUAACGGAAGUGACGCUCGCGACUCUAUUUACCGAGAAGAAGCCCAUCGCGCCUUUGAAGUAGCUGUCGAGAGUUGA